Messenger RNA from Symbiodinium natans, 966 nucleotides. The record is from the annotation of a GenBank genome assembly. NCBI's taxonomy places the organism in Eukaryota, Dinophyceae, Suessiales, Symbiodiniaceae.
AUGAUUUGGGACGCCAGCGAUGCGAAUCCCAUGCACCGGCGGCUACCUGCCGAGGUGGUGUCGCGGCGGCGGGCCGACAAGAAGCCAAAGGCAGCCGAGGCCACCACGGACGAGGUCGUGGUCGACUUGAAGACGGCGAUUACCUUGAAGCCUGAGGCAAGGACCAAAUGGCUCAGCAAGGCCUGCACAAUGGUGGAACAGGGCAAGGCUAAGCCAACAGAUCUUUAUGACAUCGUCACGAACCGCAAGUUCUCCGGAGGCUUGCCAGAUCGUGUUGGUCGCAAGUUGGCCAGCAUCCUGCGAGACAGCUUUUCUAUUUUCUCCGACAAGCAACAGCGGUAUCUCAACUCCACCGAAAGCCCCGUCCCAAUGCACCUCGCUCAAGAGGACGAAGAGGCGGAGGAGGCACCGCGUCCAAAGCGCGUGCCUCGUGAGGAGGCGCCAGUAGCGGCCACCAUUCCAGAGAUCACGCUGAAAGAAGCGGACAACAAGGUUAGCAAGAAAGAAAGGCAGCCGCCCCCAGGCCCAGUGGUUGAGGCGCCCAGGCCACCACCGGCAGAGAGCCGCGAGGACGAGGCAAAGCGGCGGAAGCUCGAGGAGGAGGCAGACAACAUCCUCGGAGCUCUUGUGCCUGGUCUGUCCGAUGCGGCGCCACCAAUCUUCUCCAAGGCGGACUCUAACCGCGGACGUUCUGUCUCUGCUGCGAGAUCCAUUGGAUCGCGAUCCAUCUCCUCUCGAACAGCACGAAGGCGGGCCCGUGAGCAGAAGAGGAAGGGAAGGGAUCGCGACGGCUCUUGGCGGAGUGGGGGAUCAGGUCUGUCGGGCUCUCGUGCUCUGUUGAUGAACCGCAACUACACCGAGGACCUUCCUCACAUGCCGCGAAAUGCAGCGACUGCGGCCAAUAUGACCUAUCAGCCGGAACGGGAAAGAUCUCCUCGCUCGAGGUCCCGACGCCGGAGACGCUGA